This is a messenger RNA of Mesoplodon densirostris (Blainville's beaked whale), 2297 nucleotides long. RefSeq names its product kelch like ECH associated protein 1 (gene KEAP1). The transcript has 6 exons. The record is from RefSeq and is a predicted model, not a curated record. Bases 382 to 2256 code for a protein of 624 amino acids. Lineage: Eukaryota; Metazoa; Chordata; Mammalia; Artiodactyla; Ziphiidae. Gene Ontology annotation, molecular function: transcription factor binding.
GCUCAGGGCACCUGCGGGAAGGGCGGGGAAUCCCGACUCCUUCCCCGCUGAGCCCUCUCCCUGCCUCCUUCCCGGGCGUCCCGAGGCUGCCCCCCAUUCGAUGGCCGCAAUCCCGCAGGCCCCGCCGCCCCAAAGCCUAGGCCCCCCAUACGGCGGAAGCGCCCGCGGGACCCUGACAGUGAAGGUUAGGCGGGAGCCGUGCCCGACCGGGCCACGGCCCCUCGGGCUUCCCGGAAGCUAGGUGCGCGGGUGGCACCACCGUCCCCGGAGCCACCGCCGCACACUGGCAUCCCCACCCCGCGGCGAGAGUAGCGGAGGCUACGCAGAGACGCAGGCCCCUGAGUGCCAGUGGUGGUGUUGUCCCUUGUCACCUGGAACCCCAUGCAGCUGGAACCCGGGCCUAGUGGGGCUGGGGCCCACACCCAAUUCCUGCCCCUGAGGUCACAGCGCCCUGAGGGGGCAGGGGACACGGUGAUGUACGCCUCCACCGAGUGCAAGGCCGAGGUGACGCCCUCCCAGCACGGCAACCGCACCUUUAGCUACACCCUGGAGGAUCACACCAAGCAGGCCUUCGGCAUCAUGAACGAACUGCGGCUCAGCCAGCAGCUGUGUGAUGUCACACUGCAGGUCAAGUACCAGGAUGCACCAGCCGCCCAGUUCAUGGCCCACAAGGUGGUGCUGGCCUCAUCCAGCCCCGUCUUCAAGGCCAUGUUCACCAAUGGGCUGCGGGAGCAGGGCAUGGAGGUGGUGUCCAUUGAGGGCAUCCACCCCAAGGUCAUGGAGCGCCUCAUUGAGUUCGCCUACACGGCCUCCAUCUCCAUGGGCGAGAAGUGUGUGCUCCAUGUCAUGAAUGGUGCCGUCAUGUACCAGAUUGACAGCGUGGUCCGCGCCUGCAGCGACUUCCUGGUGCAGCAGCUGGAUCCCAGCAACGCCAUUGGCAUCGCCAACUUCGCCGAGCAGAUCGGCUGUACCGAGCUGCACCAGCGUGCCCGAGAGUACAUCUACAUGCACUUUGGGGAGGUGGCCAAGCAAGAGGAGUUCUUCAACCUGUCCCACUGCCAGCUGGUGACCCUCAUCAGCCGGGACGAUCUGAACGUGCGCUGCGAGUCCGAGGUCUUCCACGCCUGCAUCAACUGGGUCAAGUACGACUGCGAGCAGCGGCGCUUCUACGUGCAGGCGCUGCUGCGGGCUGUGCGCUGCCACUCGCUCACACCCCACUUCCUGCAGAUGCAGCUGCAGAAGUGCGAGAUCCUGCAGUCGGACUCCCGCUGCAAGGACUACCUGGUGAAGAUUUUCCAGGAGCUCACCCUGCACAAGCCCACACAGGUGAUGCCCUGCCGGGCGCCCAAGGUGGGCCGGCUCAUCUACACGGCUGGCGGUUACUUCCGCCAGUCACUCAGCUACUUGGAGGCCUACAACCCCAGUGACGGCUCCUGGCUCCGGUUGGCGGACCUGCAGGUGCCAAGGAGCGGGCUGGCAGGCUGUGUGGUAGGCGGGCUGCUGUAUGCCGUGGGUGGCCGGAACAACUCCCCCGACGGCAACACCGACUCCAGCGCCCUGGACUGCUACAACCCCAUGACCAACCAGUGGUCGCCCUGCGCCUCCAUGAGCGUACCUCGAAACCGAAUCGGGGUUGGGGUCAUCGAUGGGCACAUCUAUGCUGUCGGUGGCUCCCAUGGCUGUAUCCACCACAACAGUGUGGAGAGGUAUGAACCAGAGCGGGAUGAGUGGCACUUGGUGGCCCCAAUGCUGACACGAAGGAUCGGGGUGGGAGUGGCUGUCCUCAACCGUCUACUCUACGCGGUCGGGGGCUUUGACGGGACGAACCGUCUUAACUCAGCUGAGUGUUACUACCCAGAGAGAAACGAGUGGCGAAUGAUCACACCCAUGAACACCAUCCGAAGUGGGGCAGGAGUUUGCGUCCUGCACAACUGCAUCUAUGCUGCGGGGGGCUACGAUGGUCAGGACCAGCUGAACAGCGUGGAACGCUACGACGUGGAGACAGAAACGUGGACUUUUGUAGCCCCCAUGAAGCAUCGGCGAAGCGCUCUGGGAAUUACUGUGCACCAGGGAAGAAUCUAUGUUCUCGGAGGCUACGACGGUCACACGUUCUUGGACAGCGUGGAGUGUUACGACCCAGACACGGACACCUGGAGCGAGGUGACCUGCAUGACAUCUGGCCGGAGUGGAGUUGGUGUCGCUGUCACCAUGGAACCCUGCCGGAAGCAGAUUGACCAGCAGAACUGUACCUGUUGAGCCACUUUUGUUUCUUGGGCAAAAAAAUGUUCCAAUCCAGA